Molecule: messenger RNA, 444 nt
Organism: Helianthus annuus (common sunflower)
Lineage: Eukaryota; Viridiplantae; Streptophyta; Magnoliopsida; Asterales; Asteraceae
Product: ethylene-responsive transcription factor ERF071-like
Exons: 3
Coding region: 1-444 (147 amino acids)
Biological process (GO): regulation of DNA-templated transcription; ethylene-activated signaling pathway
Molecular function (GO): DNA-binding transcription factor activity; DNA binding
Source: RefSeq, a predicted model, not a curated record
AUGCGUUUAGGGUCAAGAUCUGAUGGUUCCAAGAAAAGGAAGAAGCAGUACAGAGGGAUCCGUCAACGCCCCUGGGGCAAGUGGGCUGCUGAAAUUCCUGAUCCAAGAAAAGGAUCCCGUGUUUGGCUCGGUACCCCUGAAGAAGCUGCUACGGCUUAUUAUGCUGCUGCCACCAGGAUCCGUGGUCCCAAAGCCAACCUCAACUUCUUCAAACCAUUAUCACAAACUCCUCACCCUGCUCAUGCUAAAAAACCUAAAACUGACAAUGAUAUGUUCUUCCAAGGUAACUGGGAUGCUGCUUCUAUGGAUGCUGGUGGUAAUGUCAUGGAUCUUUGGACCUUUGAUGAUCUUCCUGUCACCAUAAGGCUUUACACUCUCAGUAGCUUAUGUGCUUGCUUUGACUGGUGUCUAAUUUUGAAUUAUGAAGCGUCUGUGUUCAUGUAG